AUGAAGAAUAACAAACCAAAGGUAAAGAAACAAGAAACAAAUGAAACUCCAAAGAAAAAGAAAGAAGAAAAGGUAAAAAACGAGGAUGAAAAAGAGGAAGACAAACCAAACGUAGCUAAGUCAUUGAUACGGGAAGGUAGUUUGACGUUAGAACUGACUACCAUGCGGGAAGAGUGCACGUUCCAUGCCGGAGACUUAGUGAAGUGUUUUAUGAAACUAGAGCUUACAAAAGGCAUAUCGGUGAAAGAUUUCAAGGUACAUCUGCGAGGCUAUAUAAAGACAAAAUGGACAGAUACGGUCGGGCCAAAGAAGAAAUUAACAUAUGGAGUCCACAAAGACAUCGUAAAUUUGGAGGAAGAAAUCAAAAGUUCCAAACCUUCGCAAGAUGGAUCAGUGUCAUAUGGAAUCGGCUUUUACACCUUACCCGCCAAAUUCACCAUUCCUGAUGACGUCAUGCCGUCGUUUGAAAGCAACAGGGGCUUUAUUCGUUAUUAUUUAUCGGUUAGAGGUAUCAUAGACGAAAAGCCUAUCAUUUUUCACCUACAGAGGAUUAAAAUCGUCGCCCCCUUAGAUUUAAGCAAGGAUCCUCAGAAUAUGGUUCCGCUGCGGUUCAUAGAACAUCAAGAUGUGGUAGCGUGUUGCUGCUCUUCCGGAAAAGUGAUGGGGAGACUACAGAUCGACAGAAGGGCCUACAUACCCGGGGAGUAUGUUACAGUGACGGGUAUGAUCACAAAUCACUCCAAAAAACAGAUGAAGUUCACCAAGUGUUCACUGACUCUGAAAAUUACAUACAUAAAAGACAACUGGACUCAGAAGUGCAAAAAGACCGUCUUGGCAUUCGUAAAGCAUGGACCGACAAAAGCAGGCCAGAUCGAUUUUUGGGAGGACGCUCAACUGAAAAUUCCAAGUCACAUGCCUCCAGCACUUCUCAACUGUAAAUAUAUAGAAGUGAAAUACAUUCUGAAGAUUGAAACAGAAAUGGCAUGGUCAUUCCCAUCGAAGCAUACACUGUUCAAUGUCGUUAUACCAGUCGGUCACAUAUCUGCUAAACCUCCUGAUGAAGAGAAGGAUGAAAACGGGGAGGGAACAGAUGAAGGAGACAAGGGGAAAGAGACAGACGUAAAAUUGAUUGAACUUGAGGUUUAG
Molecule: messenger RNA, 1146 nt
Organism: Pecten maximus
Lineage: Eukaryota; Metazoa; Mollusca; Bivalvia; Pectinida; Pectinidae
Product: arrestin domain-containing protein 17-like
Exons: 6
Coding region: 1-1146 (381 amino acids)
Biological process (GO): protein transport
Cellular component (GO): cytoplasm
Source: RefSeq, a predicted model, not a curated record